GGCAAGACGAUCCAUCCCGAGGUGUAUCUACCCAUGUGCAUUUUCGGCAGCUGCUUGUUGCCCACCGGCCUCAUAAUCUUUGCCUGGACGUCUACGUUAUCGGUGCACUGGAUAGCGCCGAUGAUUGGCGCCGGAACCUACAUGUGCGGGUCGUACAUUGUGUUUCAAACGUUGUUCAACUACAUGGGGAUGUCGUUCCCCCGCCACUUGGCGUCGGUGUAUGCGGCCAACGGGCUUCUCCGGUCGAUGAUGGGCGGGUGCUUUGCGCUUUUUGGCACUGCCAUGUUCAACAACUUGAGCACGCCGAAAUACCCCGUUGCGUGGGGCACGAUGAUCUUGGCGCUCAUCUUGAUUGCGCUUAUCCUGGUGCCUGUGAUGUUCUACCUCCACGGGCCGCAGCUCCGGGCCAAGUCCAAGUAUGCCGAUGCGUGA
Molecule: messenger RNA, 432 nt
Organism: Metschnikowia bicuspidata var. bicuspidata NRRL YB-4993
Lineage: Eukaryota; Fungi; Ascomycota; Pichiomycetes; Serinales; Metschnikowiaceae
Exons: 1
Biological process (GO): xenobiotic detoxification by transmembrane export across the plasma membrane
Molecular function (GO): fluconazole transmembrane transporter activity
Source: RefSeq, a predicted model, not a curated record